Molecule: messenger RNA, 1971 nt
Organism: Sorghum bicolor (sorghum)
Lineage: Eukaryota; Viridiplantae; Streptophyta; Magnoliopsida; Poales; Poaceae
Product: vacuolar protein sorting-associated protein 37B
Exons: 5
Coding region: 568-1629 (353 amino acids)
Source: RefSeq, a predicted model, not a curated record
CUGGUUGGGAAGGAUCCGCAUCAGAUGCAGGAGUGUUGCGGUCUGCUCUUGGCAAGGGGUUUACUGUGCCGGAUGGUAAAUUCUAUCUUGUAGACGGUGGAUAUGCAAACACACCAUCAUUCCUUGCUCCCUACCGAGGAGUUAAGUAUCAUCUCAGUGAGUUUAGGAGACGUGGCCAGAGGGGAAACGCAUAUGCCAACUACAAGGAAUUGUUCAAUCAUCGGCAUGCGAUUCUUCGAAAUCACAUUGAGAGGGCCUUUGGGGUUCUCAAAAAGCGGUUUCCAAUUCUGAAAGUGGGGACACAUUACCCAAUUGAAUCCCAAGUUAAGAUUCCAGCAGCUGCUGCUGUGUUUCACAACAUCAUUAGAGGGUUGAAUGGGAGUGAAGAGUGGUUUGACUACCUACCUGAUAAUAUCAACCCAUCAGAUUAUGUCGACUUGCCAGAGGGAGACACUAACUACCCAAGUGAGAUGGAAUCAAACCAUGGAAAUAUCCUACGAGACCAGAUAGCCCAUCAGAUGUGGGCUGCCUACAAUGUGUAGGAUAGUAGUGUUAGGAAUAUAAUUUAUGAGUUCUAAGUUAUGUAUUUAUGUAAUACAUUCUGUGAUGCAACAGUCUAUAAUAAGUUCUCCAAUACAUUCUAUAAUAUUUAUUGCAGCAAUGUCGAAGGAAAGGGCUACAUGGAACUCUAGAUAUGAGAAAGGGCUUGUUGACAUUAUGAGAGAUCAUGUGAAUAUCCCGUUGUUCAGGGGUCAGAAUGGAUGGACCGUAGAGGGUUGGAGAAGUAUCUCUGAGAAGUUUACCCAAAUGUAUCCUUUAGCACGCUUCACAAAGCAGCAACUGCAAGAGAAGGAGAAGGAGCUAAAGGGCAGCUGGAAGGCAAUACAUGUAGCAAGAAAGGAAAGUGGUGUUGGCUGGAAUGACACAUUGGCCAUGGUCAUUGCGGAACCAGAAAAAUGGAAGAAACUUAUCAGUGAUAAUGCAAAGAUGACUAAGUUUCAGAAGAAGCCGUUUCCUUUAUAUGAUGAGUGUACAUCAUUGUAUGCGGGAAGUGUUGCUACUGGAGAUCUAAACUUCACAUCAACUGAGCACUUGCUGCCUGCUCCCGCUGCUCCCCUUGUUCCUACUGUUGGCCCAGCUGCUCCCGCUGCUCCAGUUGCUCCACCUGCUCCAGCUGCUCCACCUGCUCUCGCUGCUCCAGCUGCUCCAGCUGAGAGCACAGGUCUAUCUACUCCUUUUGAUGGGCUAGAUGUCUCAAGUGCACACAAUGAAGCUCAGUCUACAGGAGAAUCUAAUCAAGGAGUGAGUGGUGGGAGAAAGCGUAAGCAAAGUCUUGGUGCUGCUAUUGAUGGUUUUGUGCAGUUUAAGAUGACACAAACAAGUAAAACCAUGAAAGCUCUCGAAGAAAAGAAGAAACAAGACGAACAAUUUUCAGUUGACAAAUGUCUCGAUGAAGUUGAUACCAUGCAACUUACUGAUGUGGAAAAGGCAUAUGCUAUGAACAUCUUCAAAUCUGAGAUUGAUAGGGAGGUAUUCAUGAAAAUGAAAAACAAAAAUGUUCGCUUGAUUUGGCUCAAACAGCAAAUUAGUGCUAUCAGUGGAGGCAAUGUUGAUGGAGGCAAUAUUUGAUUUGAGAAGAAAAAGGUAGUUGUAGUCAUUGUAUCCAGUGCUCUUUGUGGAGGCAAUGCUGGAAGUGAUGUAUGAUUUUAGAAGAAAAAUGUCUAGCUUUAGUGCUUAUGUGAGAAGCUUAUGGAAAGGAGUUUCUUUUUUAUCGAACACUACCCAUGAAAAUGAAUUAAACCAUAUUCUUUUUUUAUUAUGUCUUAGAUAUCUAUAUGGUGAUCAUCUCUGAUUUGGUGAUGAAUGGAUUGGCUGAGUUGAUUUUGCCAUUUGGAACUAAUUUUCUAUAUAUUGGACUAUGUCAAAUAAUUAGUAUUGUGAUUUUCCAUGCUUUAUGCUCAUGAAAAUGUU